AUGGCCACGCGCAACCACAACAACGCCGCCGCGGCUGCCGCUCCGCAGCUCCGCCAUCACAGCCGAGGCGCUGUUCCCGCUCUUGGAAAGAGCAAGGUCGUGCCCGGCCGAGCAGCUGACGCCAUGAACCGGCGACCCCCCCUCGGCGAUAUUGGCAACCUCGUCACCGCCCGCCCAGCCGAAGGGAAGCCUCAGCCGCAGGAACAGCAGGUCAAUCGCCCCAUCACGAGAAGCUUCGGUGCUCAACUCGUGAAGAAUGCUCAGGCGAAUGCCGCCAUCAAGAAUGCCGCAAUCCUACCUGCGAGGCAUGCGCUGAGGCAGGACAGGAAGGCUCCUGCCAAGCUGCCGCUGCCUGAAGAUAUCAUAGUAGUCAGCUCCGACUCUGAACAGAGCAGGACGCAGUCCGAGAGCAGCGCUAGCUCCGUCCGCUCGAGGAGGAAGGCCAUCAACACCCUUUCUUCUGUGCUCUCUGCUCGCUCAAAGGCUGCCUGUGGAAUCGCUGAUAAGCCAAGACAAGUGAUCGAAGACAUCGACAAGUUGGACGUCAACGAUGAGCUCGCAGUCGUGGAAUACAUUGAGGACAUCUACACGUUCUACAAGAUUGCUCAGCACGAGAGACGGCCAUGUGACUACAUUGAAGCCCAAGUCGAGAUCAACGCUAAGAUGAGGGCUAUCCUGGUUGAUUGGAUAAUUGAAGUGCACCACAAGUUCGAACUGAUGCCAGAAACUCUCUACUUGACCAUGUACAUCAUUGAUCAGUACCUCUCGCUGCAACCAGUCCUGCGAAGGGAGCUGCAGCUUGUCGGCGUUUCAGCUAUGCUGAUCGCCUGCAAGUACGAGGAGAUUUGGGCCCCAGAGGUGAACGACUUCAUCCUUAUAUCAGACAGUGCUUACAGCAGGGAGCAGAUUCUUUCGAUGGAGAAGGGGAUUCUGAAUAGGCUGGAGUGGAACUUGACUGUCCCUACAGUAUACAUGUUCCUUGUCCGUUUUAUGAAGGCGGCGACCUUGGGUAACAAAGUUGAGAAAGAGAUGGAGAAUAUGGUCUUCUUCUUUGCUGAAUUGGCGCUGAUGCAAUACGACUUGGUGACGCGUCUACCUUCGCUGGUUGCAGCUUCUGCUGUCUAUGCAGCCAGGCUCACUCUCAAGAGGGCCCCCGUUUGGACCGACACCCUUAAGCACCACACAGGCUUCAGACAGUCAGAGGCAGAGCUAAUUGAAUGCACGAAGAUGCUGGUGAGAGCACACUCGACUGCCCCUGAGAGCAAGCUGAGGGUUGUGUACAAGAAGUAUUCCAGCGAGCAGUUCGGAGGGGUCGCGCUUCGUCCACCCGCAGUGGAGAUCUGCAAGUAA
Messenger RNA from Miscanthus lutarioriparius, 1350 nucleotides. NCBI's taxonomy places the organism in Eukaryota, Viridiplantae, Streptophyta, Magnoliopsida, Poales, Poaceae. The record is from the annotation of a GenBank genome assembly.